CACUCUUAACUUCAUAUCACUUCACACCAAUUUACCAACCCCUCUCCCCCUAAAAGAAAAUCAAUACCUGCGAAUUGUCUUAGCUGGUUCUUGUUUGGUUGUUGAGAAAAUGCAAGAAAGUAAAGACCCUGGGAUCAAGUUGUUUGGUAAGAAAAUUCAUUUACCUGCUGAUGGAGAGAUUUCAACUCUCUCUGUUGAUGAAUUCGACAAGGCUCAGUGUGGGAACAGAGUAGUAGAUGAUGAAGACUUUGAAGAAUUUGAUGAUGAUGAUGAUGAUGAUGGUGGUGGUGAUGGUGAUGAAGAAGAAGAUGAACAGAAAGACAAAACAGAGCAGGAUUCUUUAGCAGAACAGAUUGCUGAUACUGGACAAGAAGAUGACAACAUCCAGCCGUCAAAUAGAGAGGAAUCAACUAAUCCAGAGACUUCGCCGGAGCCUAAUGUAAACCCGAAAACUCCCUCUAUUGACGAAGAAACCGGAAAAUCGAAGACCGGAAAGACUGAUAAAGAACAGAGUGAUGGUAGCAAAUCACAGGAGAAAACACUUAAAAAGCCAGAUCAAAUACUUCCAUGCCCCCGCUGCAAUAGCAUGGAUACAAAGUUUUGCUACUACAAUAAUUACAACAUCAAUCAACCUCGUCAUUUCUGCAAAGCCUGUCAAAGAUACUGGACUGCAGGUGGUACGAUGAGAAACGUUCCGGUAGGAGCUGGUCGUCGUAAGAAUAAGAACUCUGCCUCGCAUUACCGACACAUCUCCAUUUCGGAGGCUCUUCAAGCAGCUCGAAUCGAUGCUCCUAAUGCAGCACAUCACCCUGCCUUGAAAAGCAAUGGAAGGGUCCUUAGCUUUGGCAUAGAUGCACCCAUUUGUGAUUCCAUGGCCUCUGUCUUAAACCUUGGGGAGAAAAAGGUUUUGAAUGGUGCCCGAAAUGGAUUUCAUGGUCUUGAAGAACAAAGAGUUUCGGUUCCAAACAGAAGGGAAAACGGUGAUGAUUGCUCGAGUGGAUCUUCUAUCACGGUUUCAAACUCAAUGGAGGAAGGUGGUAGAAGUUGCAUUCAGGAAAAUAGGAUGGGCAACAUUAAUGGCUUCCCUUCACCAAUUCCUUGUUUACCUGGUGUUCCUUGGCCUUAUCCAUGGAAUUCCGCGGUGCCUCCACCGGCAUUUUGCCCAUCCGGAUUUCCCAUGUCAUUCUAUCCUGCUGCAGCCUAUUGGAACUGUGGGAUUCCCGGCACUUGGAACGUGCCUUGGUUGUCUCCUCAGUCAUCAUCCACUUCUUCAAACCACACGGCUCCAACUUCAGGUCCAAAUUCGCCGACGUUGGGCAAACAUUCUAGGGAAGGGGACAUGGCCAAACUAGAUGAUUCAGAAAAACAAAAGGCAACUAAACAGAAGAACGGAUGCGUUCUGGUUCCGAAAACUUUAAGGAUCGAUGAUCCGAGUGAAGCUGCAAAAAGUUCCAUAUGGGCGACACUUGGGAUUAAGAACGAAUCACUUAGUGGGGGAGGGCUUUUCAAGGCUUUCCAUCCAAAGAGUGAUGAAAAGAAUCAUGUAGCUGAAGCAUCACCAGUAUUGAGAGCAAACCCUGCAGCCUUGUCUAGAUCCCUCAACUUCCAUGAGAGGUCUUGAAAGCUAGGUUCUUGAUAUAUAGGCCAUAAACACUUGUAAAGCACUUACCGGGAUCGUCUCAUUGGGAGCUAGACAGCUGCUGCCCAGGACAAAGACCGGAGGCGGGCAUGGGAAAGGGAAGGAAAAAGGAGGGUUUAGUCCAAUUUUCCCCCACUAGGAUGAUGAGAAAAGCUCAGGGAAAACUGAUUUCUCUUGUUGUAACAGUACAAUAAACAGUAAAGAUACGGGUUUAGAUUUUAUACUUAGCGCUUGCUCAGUUUGUAUUCAUGUAUAUAUCUCUAUAUAUGUAAAAUACCAUAGUAUUGGAGAACUAUAUCUUUAGAUGUAUUGAACUAAAUUUUCAUACUGAAACUCAAGAGUGGAAGUCUUUUUCCUCA
Gossypium raimondii (Peruvian cotton) is the source of this 1998-nucleotide messenger RNA. RefSeq names its product cyclic dof factor 3. NCBI's taxonomy places the organism in Eukaryota, Viridiplantae, Streptophyta, Magnoliopsida, Malvales, Malvaceae. The transcript has 2 exons. Gene Ontology annotation, biological process: regulation of DNA-templated transcription. Gene Ontology annotation, molecular function: DNA binding; DNA-binding transcription factor activity. The record is from RefSeq and is a predicted model, not a curated record. Bases 110 to 1621 code for a protein of 503 amino acids.